Messenger RNA from Capsella rubella, 1137 nucleotides. Its product is annotated as F-box/kelch-repeat protein At4g39560. NCBI's taxonomy places the organism in Eukaryota, Viridiplantae, Streptophyta, Magnoliopsida, Brassicales, Brassicaceae. The transcript has a single exon. Gene Ontology annotation, molecular function: protein binding. The record is from RefSeq and is a predicted model, not a curated record. The coding region runs from base 1 to 1137 and encodes 378 amino acids.
AUGGUGCUGGACAGCAAGAUCCUUUUUGGGAAAGAAACGACGAUGUCCAGUUCUGUAGCCAAGGAGGAAAAGUCUCCGAUAUCUUCGUUGCCAGAUUCGAUGGCCGUGAGCUACCUGGCUCGAGUGUCAAGAUCAGAUCACUUAGCCUUAUCUCUCGUCUCCAAGAAACACCGCUCUCUCGUAAAUUCAUCUGAGCUCUACAAGACACGAUCGCUAAUGGGUCUCACCGAAGCGUGCCUCUACAUAUGCUUAAGCAUCAAGCCUGACACAACCCCUCGCGGGUUCAUCCUCCGCCGUGCCGCGCAGAGAAGGCUGAUCCCGAUCCCGAUCCCUUUAAACCCUUCUCAGCCUCCAGUUUUUUCUUCUUUUGUGGUGCUGGAUUGGGGGAUUUAUGUGAUUGGUGGCUUCACAAAAGACACUCGCACGUCCGAUGUCUGGCUCCUCGAUUGUCGGACUAACACAUGGCGCCACGCCCCUUCCAUGGGAGUGGCUCGACUUCUCCCAGCAGCUGGCGUCGUAGGUGGGAAGAUUUACGUGUUUGGAGGCUGCGACGACUUGGAUUGCUCGAACUGGGCAGAGGUAUUUGACCCAGUGACCCAGUCUUGGGAUACUUUGCUGCCUUUGCCUGAUCGGAAUGAAAGUGAUAAUUUAAUCGGCGAGGCCCUAGUGAUGGAGGACAAGCUCUACGCCGGAACCUUCUUCUACUCCCCCAGUGACUCUACAUGGGGAAGAAGGACAAGGCCAGAAACACUACGUUAUUGUUGUGUGAUAGAGGGUAUGUUGUACGGUUGUGAUAGCUUGGGGAAUUUGGUUUGGCGUGAGUCAGAGGAAUUGGAAUGGAAUCAAGUGAAGGGUUUGGAGGCUCUACGCAUGAAUUUUUCUAGUCGGGUCUCCCGCAGAUCCUCUCUGUUCGAAAAGCGUGUCAGCAAGCUGAGCAAUUUUGGUGUGAACAUUGUCGUUUUUUGGGUUGGGCCUCGGUGGGACGUUUGGUGUGCUGAGAUUUCCUUGGAGAGACGCAAGGAAGAAGGUGAGGUCUGGGGCACGAUUAAGUGGUCAGAAGCUGUCAUUACAGUUGAACAUGCUCCUUUUGCUAGAGUUGAGGUUGAGGUUUUGUAUGCUGCUUCUGUCAAUGUCUAA